Molecule: messenger RNA, 1672 nt
Organism: Eptesicus fuscus (big brown bat)
Lineage: Eukaryota; Metazoa; Chordata; Mammalia; Chiroptera; Vespertilionidae
Gene: TRIM58
Product: tripartite motif containing 58
Exons: 6
Coding region: 1-1461 (486 amino acids)
Molecular function (GO): zinc ion binding; protein binding
Source: RefSeq, a predicted model, not a curated record
AUGGCCGCGGGGUCGGCGGGGCAGCGCCUGCGGGAGGAGGCGCGGUGCCCCGUGUGCCUGGACUUCCUGCAGGACCCGGUCAGCGUGGACUGCGGCCACAGCUUCUGCCGGCGCUGCAUCUCCGAGUUCUGCGACCGGGCGGACGGCGGGCAGGGCGGCCUCUUCGCCUGCCCGCAGUGCCGCGGGCCCUUCCGGCGGGAGGGCUUCCGCCCCAACCGGCAGCUGGCCAGCCUGGUGGACGGCCUGCGGCAGCUGGGGCCCGGCUCGAGCCCCGCGGGGCCGCAGUGCGCGCGGCACGGCCAGGAGCUCAGCCUCUUCUGCGAGGAGGACCAGGCGGCGCUGUGCUGGGCGUGCGACUCGGGCCCCGAGCACCGGGGCCACCGCACGGCGCCGCUGCAGGAGGCCGCCCGGCGCCACCAGGUGAAGCUCCAGAUGGCCCUGGAGCUUGUGAGGAAAGAGAUGGAGGAGGCCUUGACUCAGGAGGCCAACGUGGGGAAGAAAACGGUCAUCUGGAAGGAGAAGGUGGAAACGCAGAGGCAACGCUUCCGGCUGGAGUUCGAGAAGUACCGCGGCUUCCUGGCCCAGGAGGAGCAGCUGCAGCUGCGGCGGCUGGAGCUGGAGGAGCGCGCCACGCUGCAGAGACUGCGCGAAGGCCAGCGGCAGCUGGCGCAGCGCGGCAGGGCCCUGCGGGAGCUGGCGCGGGAGCUGGAGGACCGCUGCCGGCUCCCCGCCUUGGAUCUGCUGGAGGGGGUGAGAGGAACCUUGAGCCGAAGUAAGAGUGUCACACAGCUGGAACCGGAGUCCAUCCCCCUGGAGCUGAAGACCAUGUGUCGAAUCCCUGGGAUGAGAGAAAUGUUGAGGAAGUUCCAAGUUGAUGUAAAGCUAGACCCGUCCACAGCGCACCCUAGCCUCCUCUUGACCGCUGACCUGCGCAGUGUGCAGGACGGAGAACUGUGGAGGGAUGUCCCCAACAACCCCGAGCGAUUUGACACGUGGCCCUGUAUCCUGGGUUUGCAGAACUUCUCAUCAGGAAGGCAUUACUGGGAAGUCAUGGUGGGAGAAAGAGCAGAGUGGGGGUUAGGAGUCUCUCAAGACACAGUGCCAAGAAAGGGGGAAACUACACCAUCUCCCGAGAAUGGAGUGUGGGCCAUGUGGCUGCUGAAGGAGAACGAGUACAUGGUCCUGGCCUCCCCAUCGGUGCCUCUCCUCCACCUGGAACGGCCUCGUCGCAUCGGGAUUUUCUUGGACUAUGAAGCAGGUGAAAUCUCCUUUUAUGACAUCACAAACGGGUCUUACAUCUACACGUUCAGCCAACUGUUCAAUGGUGUUCUCCGACCUUACUUCUUCAUCUGUGACACAACUCCUCUUGUCCUGCCACCUAUGACAGAAGCAGAGCCAGGAAGUAGUGCAUCCAGCAGUCAUCCUAACCCUGCUUCUGACAUUAGAGACGACCAUUCCUAAAAUUCUGUCUGGAGAUACACUCCAAGUGGAGCAGUUUCCUGGAGCAGAGUGGAGGAUAUACAAAUGCGAGGCCUGAACCAGUGUCCCCAGUUUAGGACAGCACUUCAGUCACUGCUGGCAUGGGAAAUUUCCCACAGGGACAAAGACAAAGUAUGAACUAUUUGCAUUUGGAAGACAUUGUGAAACUGAAAUAUAAUAAUAUUAGAAGUGG